Rhineura floridana is the source of this 3296-nucleotide messenger RNA. RefSeq names its product nitric oxide associated 1 (gene NOA1). The record is from RefSeq and is a predicted model, not a curated record. NCBI's taxonomy places the organism in Eukaryota, Metazoa, Chordata, Lepidosauria, Squamata, Rhineuridae. The coding region runs from base 132 to 2291 and encodes 719 amino acids. The transcript is spliced from 7 exons. Gene Ontology annotation, molecular function: GTP binding.
UGCUAGACUUUCUCCGAAAGGGGGCGCGAUGCCUGGAGGACCGUGAGUUCUGGUCCGCUCUGGUCGGUGUUGCUUUCUCUCCCCCAGUCGCGCGCCGUUUGCCUUUCUACUCUACGCGUCCGUUGGAGACGAUGAACGGCUGCGGGCGAACUUUACUGCUGGCUUUACCUCGACUUUGGCGUCGGCCCUUUUCAGGGACUGCUUGGGGUAGUGGACCGCUGCCGUGGCACACCGCAGCCGCCGGACUCUCCCCCACUUACCCGAGCAGGGGGGAACCCGUCAGGCGCUGGGGAGCGGCGGUGAAAGCGCCACAUGAGCCGCCGGAGGAGGAGGAAGAGUUUGUCUUCCCCGAGUACCUCCCUGAGGAGUUGCUGCUGGUGCCAAAGGAGGAAAACCAUCAACAGCGAGGGGCUGAGGGGAAGUCUGAGCCGGAACUGGCUGGGAGCGACCCGCGGCGGCGGCAGCAGCAGCAGCCUCAAGAACGACGCGCAAAACCACCCCGGGAGGGCCACAGGGUCUGGGGGCGGCCGGACCCUUCGGUGCCCCCGAGCGGAGUGAACUGUUCGGGCUGCGGCGCGGAGCUGCAGUGCCGGGAUCCUGUUGUGCCCGGCUACUUGCCCAGUGAGAAAUACGUGGGCCUGGUGGGAUCUAAAGAACUGCUGGAGGAGGAGGAGACGAAGAAGGAGAGAGUUGUGGAGGCCAAAGAAGGUCUGAAGGAGGCAACUCCUCAGCAGAAGGCGCUGGAGGGCACCAUGUGCCAGCGUUGCUGGCUCAUGGUGCAUCAUCAAAAGGCCCUGCAGGUGCAAAUGUCCCGGGAGGAAUACCGCAACGUGGUGAGCGCAGCCUUGCGCAGCCCUCCUCGUCAUGGCCGCCCACCCCUGGUGCUCUGCAUGGUGGAUUUGCUGGACUUGCCGGAGUCGGUCCUGCCCGACUUACCCGAGCUGGUGGGGAGCCAGGCCCACAUAUUUGUACUGGGUAACAAGGUGGACCUGCUGCCUAGAGACUCGCCCAGCUACCUGAAGCGCCUCCGAGAACGCCUGCUGGAGACCUGCGCUAGUGCUGGCCUCAUGGAUUUGAGGCAGCCUAGUGGGGCCCAGAAUAAGCCUGUGAUUGAUGUACACCUCAUCAGUGCCAAAACGGGUUACGGAGUAGAAGAGCUGAUCUCCAAGUUACAGCGCUCCUGGAAAUUCAACGGGGAUGUGUACCUCGUGGGAGCCACCAACACAGGAAAAUCUACUCUCUUCAAUACCCUCCUGCAUUCAGACUACUGCAAGUCUAGAGCCUCAGACGUGAUCAAUAGGGCAACAAUCUCACCUUGGCCAGGAACUACUCUGAAUCUCCUGAAAUUUCCAAUUAUUAAUCCUACGCCUUACAGAAUAUUCCGGAGGGAAUCAAGACUAAAGGAAGAUGCAGAGAAAAUGGAAGAAGACCUCAGUGCUGAUGAACAAAAACAGCUUUGUACCCUCAAAAAGCAAGGGUACUUAAUAGGAAGAAUUGGAAGAACAUUUCAAGCACCUCAAAAGCUGAAAAAAAAUUGUGAAAUUGAGUUUGAUGCUGAAGCAUUGUCUUUUAGCAUGGAGGAGGAACCUUAUGUUAAUCGUGUAGCUACUACUAAGAAAAUUGAACUCCCAUACAAUGAAGUGAAAGAUGCUCGCUGGUUUUAUGACACUCCAGGGAUUGUUAAAGAUGGCUGUAUUUUAAGUCUUCUAAAUGAGAAAGAAGUCAAGCUUGUCUUGCCAACUUCUGCAAUUGUUCCAAGGACAUUUGUGCUUAAACCUGGGAUGGCACUAUUUCUAGGUGCCUUGGGACGCAUAGAUUAUUUACAGGGAGACCAGCCGUCUUGGUUUUCUGUUCUGGCCUCUAAUUUGUUGCCUGUGCACAUCACUGUAGUAGAAAAAGCAGGUGCCAUCUAUCAAAAACAUGCAGGUCAAACAUUACUGAAGGUUCCUAUGGGAGGUGAAGAACGAAUGAAAGAUUUCCCAUCCUUUGUUCCUCAGGAUGUGAUGUUGGAAGGAAUUGGUAAUGCCGAGGCCAUGGCUGAUAUAAAGUUUUCAUCUGCUGGUUGGGUUGCAGUAACAGCUCAUUUAGACAACAAAAUACACCUAAGAUGCUAUACCCCUGAAGGGACAGUACUGACAGUACGUAAACCUCCUCUGUUGCCAUACAUUGUUCACAUCAAAGGAGAUCGGCUGAAAAGAAGUUCAGCUUAUCAGACUAAAAGACCACCUCCCCUUGUGGAAAACUUAAACACAAACGUAAAUAAGAAAAAAAGAAUGGGAUCCAAAGGGUAAGAAGUUGUAGAUAACGGAAACUCCCAAUUCUCUCAAGGAUGGCAGAGCCCUGCUUGCACAAAACAUAUCUUUAUUUUAAGACUGUGUUUUUGUAAAGGGUUUCAUAAAAAAAAGUAAUAAAUUGAGGAUUUCAAAGUUUCAAAGGUAAUGCAGCAUUGAAAACUGCUAUCUUCUGCUGUUUUGAGUUGCAGUCUGCAAUAUUGCGGUAUACACUUCCCAUGCCCUCUUUCAGCAGAUUGUCUUGGAGUCCUUCAGACUGAUUUUCUUAGUUUUGGUAAGGAAAACUAGGUAAGGAAAUCACCAGAAAGGAAGGAUAAUCUCUGUUACAACUCCACAUACAGAGUAUUUGUAGAGUAUCCUAUCAGUGAUUGUAAAACUUGUCUGCAGAAUAACAGGCUAUAUUUAAUUACCAUGCAAUUAGAAAUAGCUUCUGGACAGUCUUGAGGAAAUGAUGUGUGCUGCAAUUCUAUAGUCUGUGAAAGUCUACUGAGACUCUAUAUGCUUUAUACUUUCCCAUUAAAUAUUGUCUGUGACAACUGAGACAUCCGGCUAAAGCAAUACAUUUAAAUACUAUGGCUUGCAAUUCAGUUGUAAUGCAAGAACUCAUUCCUUGCUGCCAUCUGUAGAAAUGAAGAGAACAUGGCGGUCAUGCAGAGUAAAUGAGUGUCCAGGAAGCUGUGGAAGGAAAUCUGGUGAGUGGACUAGAGGGGGAGAAAUCCAAGGACAGGAAAGAGUACACCAGAAGGUUUCUGUUUUGUAUUUAAAUUAAUUACAUUAAAGCAAUUUUGCUUGUGUGAGACCUUCAAAUUGGAUGGUGAUCAUCCAUUUCUAGUGCAGUAAAUACUGAGUGUGGAUCAGUGUUGUCAAUAUUGUAGAUUGUGAAAGGAAGGACUGUCAGAGUAAACUGUCAUCACAGCGUUUAUUUUCUUGAUGAGUCAAAAUAAAAAAUUGAGCUGCUGUAUUUUGCUUUCUUACUGAAAAUGACUCCCUAAUUAAAAACUGAUG